This is a messenger RNA of Tuber aestivum (summer truffle), 1875 nucleotides long. The record is from the annotation of a GenBank genome assembly. NCBI's taxonomy places the organism in Eukaryota, Fungi, Ascomycota, Pezizomycetes, Pezizales, Tuberaceae.
UCAUCCAAACCAAGGUAUAAUAGAUCCCUCACGGCCGGACCGUCAUAAACGACCAAACCAACCUAGAACCGAUUUAGAAGAAAAAAAAAGGGGAGAGAGAGAGAGGGAGAGAAAAUCGCGACAGCUUAACUGCUCAGUUCGCCAUGUCCAUUUCCAAAAAGUUACGUCUGGCAUAUGUCGCCGAGUGGCUACUCGCCGUAUCAAUCUCCGCUCUCCCAAUCGAGCAAUCGCCGGUGGUGGAGGGGGCGGACGAGAGCGUGGCUGUGAUGCUAGGGAAGAGGGAGAGGAAACACGGGUCCCUAGGGAGGGUUAUUGAUGAGGUAGCUGGGCGGAAUUAUGAUGUUUUUGCUCAGCGCGGCGAACGGGACGAGGAUGAGGACAGUGAUGGGGAUGGGAAGUCGGAGGGGGGGGAUUCGGACGGGUCCGUGGAUUCUGAAGGGACUUCGGUUAGUUUGGUUUUGCCUAUUUUGCGUUUUAAGCUUAAUUCCUCGUUGAUUAGUAUUAUUUUUAUUUUUAUCUUUUCUCUCGUUUUAACUGGGUUUGCAAGGAGAGGGAUUUGUGUCAUGGCAGAGUGAUCGAGUGUGAUGCUAAUAUGUCUUAGGUCGGUAGAGACCCCAGAGGAGGAACUCACGCUGGUAACACCACUUUAGGUUGGAAUCCUGCGGAACAGGCGGGCUCGUCGCCCGCCAAAGUGGAGGGGCAGCAGGGUGCUUCCACCGUUGCUAAAAAUUUGUUGAUAGCUGGUGGGGCAAUUGGUAUGCUUGCCACAUGCAAUGAUAUGCCAUGAUAUUUUGUUGACUCAAUUGAAACCCAUAGCCGCCUUCAUAUUCGUAGCGUUAAUCGCUUUCUGGCUAUACAAGGCCAGGGGCAGAAUAUUCCGAAGGGCCAACUUCAAGCGUGGCACUGCACACAGAUUCCGGGGUGGAGGCAUAGCGUACGAUGAGAAAUCCUCUGUAUACCCGCAGAGCACCAUCUUCAGUAGCGGCAGCAACACACGACCAAUUUUGGAACGCAAGUACUCCAUUCCCGGAAUACCCUUUCCACCACCAGCACUAGCACUACCAGACACCUCCCCUGGACGUCACCGGUCACGCGAGCACCUUCUGAUCCGCACCUCCCUCCUCCGGGAAAAGCGACCUGUCUCCUCGCCAUACCCAGUGGAUGAAAAGGGAACCUUCUACGACGGGGCCUCUGAUGCAGAUCCCUCCUCUCCCCAACAAGAGGAUCUACCCCUCCCACCGCCAGUCUACUCGUACAUGACAGACCACCCCCUCCUAAGCCCCUCCCAGUCCUCCUCCAUCUCAAACAUCAAACCCCGAAAGCCCCCCAGAACCGCCACCACCACUAACAACCGACCACAAUCAUACGCGCAAAUAUACCCUCCGCCACCAAUCCCCGAAUCCAACACCAUCCCACGCAACGCGCCACAAAUGGACUCGCGCUUCUCCUGGACAACAACAGUCACGUCGGAGGCCCCCAGCGACGUAAAAAGUGUCCGCUCCUCCCUCAACAGCGAGCCUAUGUUCCGCGGCGUGAAUUCCUGGGUCAGCCAUCAAGCCGGAAAACUGGAGCGGAAGGAAAGACUAGCGCAGUUACAGCUCGAACAGCACGAGGAGGAGCAAGCACAGGACAUCCCGUUAGGAAGCCCGCCGGCAACACCCAAUGCGUUUAGACAUCAUCCCGGUGCCCCUGUGAGUUUUUUGGAGCAUCGGGCGCGGAUGGAGGCGGCGAUGGAGGCGGGUGGGCGGUUCCCGGGAUUGGGGAGGUAGGUUUUCUUCUUUUUGUGUGUGUAUGGUAGUUGGGCGGGUGCAACUAUUGUGGAGCAUUGUAUGUAUUCGCGCGCGAGGGGAAUUAAUAUCGUACUUUUUUUAUUUU